UUGCGCAGUCGUAAAGUGUGAUAAAUAAUACGCAAGGUUUGAGGGAAUUGCAAUAUUGCAUGCAAGGUUUUGAAAGGUUUUUAAUAGAGAAUUGUAUGCUUUAACUUGCCACGGCAAUUGCCUAUUUGGUUAUAAUAUGGUGAGGAAUGAAUACGGUAAAACGACUUGGGGGGAAGCCUUCUUGGAUGCCCUUGGUCGUCUUGAUACAAAUGCAAGACUAGGUCGUGGUAAAACAUAUGCAAACACUGGAAAAGUUUUGACCAUUGGCGUAAAAGGACCACAGGUGACUGCCAAGGUUCAAGGGAACUAUGGAGUGUAUGAUGUAUUGGUCCAAUUUCAAGUAUUUGCUGAAAAAGAAAAACAAGAGAUUUAUGCCAUUAUUGACCAAAACCCAAUUUUACUGGCUCACAUUCUGAAUGGAGAGCUGCCAGAUGAGCUGUUAAAUGCCUUAUUCGCGGCGCAUAUCAAACUCUUUCCAACAUCUUGGCGUGCAAUUCGUGCUCGAUGUUCAUGUCCUGAUGAUGGUAAUCCCUGCAAGCAUAUGGCCGCAGUUUACUUUUUACUGACAUCUGAGAUAGACAAGAACCCGUUUACGUUGUUUUUACUUCGUGAUGUCGACCUGAAGAGGCAUUUUAAUGUGAAGAAUAACGAGAUAGAACCAUCCUAUCCAUUACCUGCAACUGAAAUCAAGGAAACAACAAAUUCCGAAAAGGAGACUGUUGUCCAUUGUGAACUUGUUAAAAUACCUCACUUAGCGAACUUUAUUUUGGACUGUCUAAGUCCAAAUCCUGCAUUCUCAAUGCAACUGGACUAUAAAGAUGUUAUGAUGGAAUUUUACAGAUUUGCUGAGAAAAAGGGCAAGCAAGUUAUUGGUUCGUUUCCCGAAGGCGAUCCAUUUGACAGUGCUGAUGGUGAUACUUUCCAGAGAGUAUGGUCAAACAGCUGUUUUCAACUCAAACUUUCUGAGAAUUUUUCAAACGCGAUGGUUUUGGUCAAAAAUGAAGUUUUUAACUCCGAUUUUGAUAUCAAAAAUCUAAUGAAGACAAUACCAAACUCUGUUAUGCUUAAUAGAUUAGGAGAAAGAAUUGAUAAGGUUAUUUCUCUUGAUUUGUUUACGGCAUUUCAGGUGUUUUUGCGCUGUACGUCUGACUUUGGAACGAGAAGUUAUCGUUAUUUUUACUAUGCCUUCCGUGUUGCUCUACUGCUCAUUAACAGUCAGGCGUAUAUCCCGGAUGUUUUGCCAAUGUCUUACUCAUCAGAUAAUGGUAAAGUUUUAUUAUUUAAGAUCAUUUGGAAACCGUUAUAUUCUUGCUCAAUUAUUUUGGAACAGUUAAAAAAUCUCAAUGACAUAUUUCCACUAAAGAACGAAAACUUCUCUGGUGGGUCCAUCUUGCUCGAGGUUGCUGGAAAGUCUUCUGUGCGCCCAAAAAAAUCGUUAGACGCCAGUUCCGGUACCCUGCAUUUACUUACUGCUCUGCUUACUCAGUUAGUCAGGAAAAUGGAGUUCAGUCAUAAGAAGCUGAAGAAUAAUCCACCAAAAGAGUCAUUAACAUUCUUCUUUGGUCAGGUCUUCCAUGUUAUGUCACUAGCUGAGCACAACAUCCCGAAAGCAAUCACGAAGUAUUUUGGCGUCUUCGAGCUGAUGAAAACUGAUUUCAAAGUGUCCAUUCAAAUCACCAAUAACACAAGCAUCUUACAUGUCGGCUCGCCACCAACUCUUAACCCGCGAGAUGACAAAUUCAACAUUGGUCUUUUAUUGACAAAAUCGGGCUCCCUUGCAUCAGAUGCCCUCUCUUUAAGGCGUUUCUUGCAAAGAUAUCCGACUGAUAGGAAUCAGAUUCUGAAGUUUUUAUCCACGUUAUCUCCUUACCUCAACAAUGUUGAGAAAUUUUUACUGAAAGAUGAUAUUCCUCUGUCUUCCGGAGAUCUUGAAGUUCUUUUGUUACAAACAGCCAAAUUGUUUGCAAAUUUGGGAGUUCAAGUUAUUUUACCUCGAGAAUUAAAGAAUAUUCUCAAACCAAGAGCUGUUGUUAGGACUCGUAGUAAAUCAGUAUUAGACGAGAAUAUGUCACAGAAGAGUUUUCUCAGUUUGAACCAGCUUCUCUGUUAUAACUGGAUGAUAUGCAUUGGAAAUGAACAAAUAACUGUUGAAGAAUUCCAGAAAAUGGUGAGGAGCGGGAAAAAGUUGUUCAAGUUUAAAGAGACGUAUGUCGCUAUCACAGCCGAAGAAAUGAAGAAUAUUCUUAGUUCUGUGAAUAAACAGCCGCCAACGUUGUCAGGAAUUGACUUGUUGAAAGAGAGAUUGAGAGAAAAUUCAAUGUUCAUGUUGGAUUCAGAGGUUGAGGAAUUCUUCAAGAAGAAGUUGAAGGUCACAGAUCAUAUGGUUCCUGCAACUUUGAAUUGUACCUUACGAGGAUAUCAGACGAAAGGAUUUAGGUGGCUAGUCUCAAACUUGCUCAACGGUUUCGGGUGUAUACUAGCUGACGACAUGGGUCUUGGUAAGACCAUACAAAUGAUUGCUGCCAUUGCAUAUCUCAAAUCUCAAGGCAUUCUGAAAAAUACAGUACUUAUCGUUGUACCAAGUAGUUUAGUUAGUAAUUGGAACAGAGAAAUACAUCGUUUUGCACCAACAAUGACUGUGUCCACAUACUAUGGCGCUGGAAGACAGAUUGAGAUGAAAGAUCAACAGAACGCUAAUGAACUUGUGGAGGUAAUCAAGUCCAUCACAUCUCCGCUUGAAGAACGAAAAUGCGACGAUAUAAAGCAGAAAAGUAUUGUUAAAUAUGAGAUGGAAACAGAUAUCAAAGAUGACAUUAAAACAGAAGUUAAGCAUGAAGUUAAGACAGAACAAAACGCAACAAGCAUUGCUCCAUUUUUAUUUUACAAAGUAAAGACCAAUACCUGUGACCAAAAGACCGUUGUUAAAUCCGAGAUGAAAACUGAAGGCCCUUCGCUACCGCCAGUAAAGGCUGAGACAUUAGAUCAGAGACCUGCUACGGUUGGUUCUGAUUUAUACUCAGCCACAAAGGCCGAGAGGAAGCGGCCAUUCACACCCGACAGCCACAGCAAGCCAGCAAGUACAAAGAGGGUAAAACGUAAAGCGAACACAGAAGCAAGUGAUGUCAUACUGACAACUUACAGUUUGAUUUGGAGAGAUUUGUCGGAACUGCAAAAGAAAAACUUCGGGUUGAUAUGCAUUGAUGAAGCACAAUACAUAAAGAAUUCCAAAUCGCAAACUACCCAGGCGUUAAAAAAAUUAAAGGCACCAUUACGCGUUGCUUUAUCUGGGACACCUGUGGAGAAUAACUUGGCAGAAUUGUGGUCCGUCUUUGAUUUCGUUCUUCCCAAGUACCUUGGUAAUCUAAAGGACUUUAAAGCUUCAUAUUCAAAACCUAUUGAGGUAAAUUGCGACGAAGAGAAACUGAUCGAUUUAAAAGCUGUAUCUUCACCUUUCUUAUUGCGACGAUUAAAAACAGAUAAGAAUGUCAUUAAAGAUUUGCCGUCCAAGAUCGUGGAUAACAAGUAUACGACACUUGUUGCUCAACAGGCUGCUUUAUAUGAGGGAGUUGUUCAGGACAUAACCCAGAAGAUAUCAGAGAGCCAAGGAAUCCAGAGAAAAGGACUCAUCUUCAAAUUGUUAACAUCAUUAAAGCAGAUAUGUAACCAUCCAGCAAACUUUGGCGAUGACACCGAUUUAAGUCCCGAGAAAUCUGGAAAGACAAAACUCCUGUUCGAAUUGCUCGAACCAAUCAUUAAGGCUGGAGAGAAAUGCUUAAUUUUCACACAGUAUGUUAAAAUGAUCCACAUUCUGCAGAAAAUUAUUGAGAAGAAGUUGAGCGUCAAGCCACUGAUCUUUGAGGGUUCAAUGCCUCAGAAAAAACGAGAUUGUGUUGUUAAUGAAUUUCAAAAUCAUCCUUAUCGCCAGAUAUUCCUUAUUUCUCUAAAAGCUGGUGGCGUAGGACUUAAUUUAACCGCUGCAAACCACGUCAUUCAUUACGAUUUAUGGUAUAAUCCAGCAGUGGAGAACCAAGCCACUGACAGAGCAUUCAGAAUUGGUCAAACAAAGAAUGUGUUUGUUCAUCGUCUGAUAACACAAAAUACUUUCGAAGAGAAAAUAGACGAGAUGUUAAAACAGAAGCAAUCCUUGUCGGAUAUGAGCAUCAGUGUUCAAGAAAGUUGGAUUACUGAAUUAUCAAAUGAAGAUCUGAAGAAAUUAUUCAUGAGAACACCUUAGAAUAUCAUCAAGCAUCAAGGAUACGGUUCUACUGAUUGUUUGGUUAAUAUUCCGUUACAGCUGAAAGGGACAGUUUUUUAUAGUUGAAAGUGGCAUGUGUUAAAUUAUUGGAUAUGUUUUGUUAGCUCACUGGCUGUAAAAACCCAUAACGCUGACCCCGUCGUCCGGUAAUUCCGUCACAACUUUAUCGUUUUUAAUUUAAAACACCUCUUAAUGAUGAAAUAUAUUUCACGUUUUACUCUAACAAGCGGCAGGUGCAAAGAUGCAAAACAUGUGCAGAGACGCAAAAUAUCAUGAAAAGUUUUUGACCAAUGAUAUGGAAAUAACACGAAAUCCGUUCAUUUUUGGUGGUUCGAAAUUGAGAAGCUUGACGUUAUAACCGGGCGGGGCGUUGCUCGUAAUUUAUAAACAGGGAAAUUUUGAAACAAAUUUAAAACUCUCUUUUU
Molecule: messenger RNA, 4680 nt
Organism: Dendronephthya gigantea
Lineage: Eukaryota; Metazoa; Cnidaria; Anthozoa; Malacalcyonacea; Nephtheidae
Exons: 27
Coding region: 137-4234 (1365 amino acids)
Molecular function (GO): ATP-dependent chromatin remodeler activity; DNA translocase activity; ATP binding
Source: RefSeq, a predicted model, not a curated record